AUGGAUCAAAAAUAUCAUUAUCAUCAUUUUAUAUUGACCUUAUUGCCUUUGAUCAUAGUUUUUAUUUGGAUCAAUUCAUCAUUGGUCGAUUGUCAGGCAUAUAAUGGUCCAAUUUCUCGACAGGUUGAAGUAUUUGUCAAUGUUUAUGAUCAUCCAAAGACUGGAUUCUCAUGUCAAGGUAAAAAUCCGGGUCAAUAUUAUGCUGAUCCAGCAACAAAAUGUGCCGUUUAUUAUGUUUGCAUACCGAAUCCCACCGGUACAAUGAGUGCUCAAAGUUUUGCUUGUCCUAAUGGCACCAUCUUCUCACAAGCUACCCGUGUUUGUCGGCCACAUGAAGAAGUAUUUUGUCCAUUGGCAGCUAGAUAUUAUGAUAGCAUUGAUGGUAGUAUUGAUAAUCGAGGUGAACAUGUAGAUUUACCAACAUUGCCUGAGUUGUCAAAACCAGUAGCCGCUCCACAUAGGCCACAGAAAUCUUCUAGCAAUAAACCACCGAAAUCAUUGCCCAUCAUAUCAUCAUUGUCGGACAACAAACCGAUACCGAAAUUAGCAUCAGCGCCAACAUCAUCUUCAUCAUCACAUCACAAUUCAUUUAAUAUAAAUAGAAAUUUUCGAAACAGUCGUACAUUCAGUACAACUAGUACGACAACAACAUCGACAACGACAACAACAACACCUCGUCCUUCUUUACCCCCACAACCAUUACAACCAACCGAUUUAGGUGUUGCCGAUUAUGAAUAUGAUUACAGUGAUUAUAAUGAAACUGGCCUGGUAAAUGCAGCAGCAACAUUAUUACAAUCCACUAUAUUGAAUCAACAGCCCAAUAAGGAUUCCAUAACGAAUAUGGCUAUUAAUCAAAAUGGUAAUGACCAUGAAGAUGAUGACACAUCAGAUAGACGACGACGUCGACGUAAACGUAAUAUUAGCCUACAAAAGCAACGUAAAGAAGAACAUAUGAAUCAUAAAUUAACUGAAUCAUUAUUGGCUGAACGUACAAAAAGUUCAGAAUCAUUUCUGGUGCCAACCGAAAUUUUUAGCUGUGAAGAUAAAAUUCAUGGUUUAGCUUAUGCUGAUUUAACAAAUGAUUGUCAAAAAUUUUUUGUAUGUUUAUCAUUUUCUAAAGGUAAAAUGAUGGCCUAUCGAUUCGAUUGUGAACAAGGAAAACGUUUUAAUCAACAAAAAGGUGGUUGUGAUACAAAAAUCGAUACAAAAACAUGUCAAAGAAAUAGCCAACAUUAUUUUAUCUACAAUAAAUGGUUUAAACAGAGUAAAAAACAUUUAUUAAACAAAUCAAUUUGAAUGGACAGUAGAAGAAU
Dermatophagoides farinae (American house dust mite) is the source of this 1313-nucleotide messenger RNA. RefSeq lists its product as uncharacterized. Gene Ontology annotation, cellular component: extracellular region. The record is from RefSeq and is a predicted model, not a curated record. NCBI's taxonomy places the organism in Eukaryota, Metazoa, Arthropoda, Arachnida, Sarcoptiformes, Pyroglyphidae. Gene Ontology annotation, biological process: protein import into nucleus. Gene Ontology annotation, molecular function: chitin binding; nuclear import signal receptor activity.